UUUGGCGGACUUUAUCCGCUGCUGCUGCAGACAAAGUGGUGGUGUGUUCACUGCCUUCAGUUCAGCUCAACGUCUUUCUGCGACUGGAAGUUCUUCUGCCUCUGACAGAACUUCUCCUCUUCAGAUCUCCAUUUCGAUUGGUGACCAUCCACUCAAAAACAAUGUCUUUGACAAACGGCGCCGGUGUGAGCAAAGAAACGUGGGAGUCGCACAACAAAAUGAUGCUGGAGCCCCUGUCCAUCAACGACUCCGAGGUUUUCUCCAUCAUAAAAAAAGAGAAGCACAGACAGACGUACGGUCUGGAGCUCAUUGCGUCUGAGAACUUUGCCAGCAGAGCUGUUCUUGAGGCCCUGGGUUCUUGUAUGAACAACAAGUACUCUGAGGGGUAUCCUGGACAGAGGUAUUAUGGCGGCACAGAGCAUGUGGAUGAGCUGGAGAGGCUUUGUCAGAAGAGGGCGCUGGAGGCCUAUGGUCUGGACUCAGAGAAAUGGGGCGUGAACGUGCAGCCAUACUCAGGUUCGCCUGCUAACUUUGCGGUGUACACGGCCAUGGUGGAGCCCCACGGCAGAAUCAUGGGACUGGACCUUCCUGAUGGAGGUCACCUGACACACGGCUUCAUGACAGAGAAGAAGAAGAUCUCAGCAACGUCCAUCUUCUUUGAGUCAAUGCCAUACAAGGUGAAUCCAGAAACUGGCUACAUUGACUAUGACAGACUUCAAGAAAAUGCAAAGCUGUUCCAUCCCAGACUCAUCAUUGCGGGAACAAGCUGCUACUCUCGUAACCUUGACUACGCUCGCAUGAGGCAGAUCGCUAACGAGAACAGUGCCUAUCUGAUGGCAGACAUGGCUCACAUCAGUGGCUUGGUGGCGGCCGGUGUGGUGCCCUCUCCCUUUGAGCACUGUGACAUUGUUUCCACCACGACGCACAAGACGUUGCGCGGCUGCCGCGCUGGACUUAUCUUCUACAGGAAAGGUGUGCGGAGCGUCGAUGCUAAAGGCAAAGAGACUCUGUACAACUUGGAGUCUUUGAUUAAUCAGGCUGUGUUUCCUGGGCUGCAGGGAGGACCACACAACCACGCUAUUGCAGGUGUAGCUGUCGCUCUCAAACAAGCCAUGACCCCAGAGUUUAAGGCCUACCAGCAGCAGGUUCUUGAUAACUGCAAAGUUCUGUCCAGUGCCCUGAUUGACCACGGCUACAAGAUCGUCACUGGCGGUUCUGACACCCAUCUGAUCCUGCUGGACCUGCGCAGCAAAGGAACUGAUGGAGGACGAGCGGAGAAGGUUCUGGAAGCCUGUGCCAUCGCCUGUAAUAAGAACACCUGUCCAGGGGAUAAAAGUGCUUUACGCCCCAGUGGUCUAAGGUUUGGCUCUCCAGCUCUGACCUCCAGAGGCCUGGUGCAGGAUGACUUCAGAAAAGUGGCUGAGUUCAUUCACAGAGCUAUUCAGUUGACCUUGGAGCUGCAAAGCAGCCUGGAACCCAAGGCCACUCUGAAGGAGUUUGUUCAGGCUCUGUCCAAGGACGAGAAGUUCCAGCAACGGGUGGCGGAGAUCCGGGCUGAGGUGGAGGCUUUUUCUGGUCAGUUCCCAAUGCCUGGCCUUCCUGAGCUGUAGAUGGCAGCACUUCAGAUGUCUUCUGGACUGAAGCUCAUUAACAAACGUUGUUCUAUCAAUUUUGAAGGUGUGUUACAUGUGUAUAUUUUUUUCUGUUAAAUCAGCCACUCUCCAAAACGACACACUUGACAGCAGCCAUAGAUACACAUGUACUGUAUUAUACCAUAACAUGGAAUAGAUGUUUCAAUGAUUCAGUGUUGCUACUGUUACUGGGUUAGGUGGGUUUUUUUCACGGUUUCCUGAGUCUUUAAGAAGCUUUAAGUCAGAAAUCGCAGUUUGCUUUGUAUUACACUUAAAAUUCCAAAGGUUGCUAGAAGACUGCCACACAUUUGAGACCAAAACACAACUGCUGGUUUGAUAUGUGAGCACCCUGUGUUAUAAACUAGACAUUUACAACAGAAUGUUCUGAAUAAUAAAACUGCUGUUACAUGUGAUUAAAGUGACCAUAAUGAAUGACUUUUCAAACCAAACUAAGUGAAUACUCCCUCUUAAAUAUAAAUACUAACACAAGCUCUUAUAUGUAUUGUAGAAAAAUGACGUGUGUCCAGUUCGACUGCAACCCUCAGAUUGAUUCUAGAGGGAAACAAACCUGUUCAACUGUUUUGAUAUUACUCUAUAUUGAGAGGGGUAAUAAAUGUACACGGGCUGUAAAGUCACUAAACUCACUGGCACAACAGUCACAACAGAAAAGUGAAUUUGUAGAGUUUCUUGGAAGAGGUUUUAAACAAGGAACACAGAAUGUUACACAAUGUCACUGCAACCUGAUGCACUGACGAUCAAUAAUAGAAUCACUGGGACCUGGUCAACUACUGUAUAUGAUUGGAAUUAUUGAAUCAUUUUAUUCUGUUCAGAAAACUGCCUUUGAAUUGAGAUGUUAAGUUCUGUCAAGAAAAAAAAACCUUAAAAUAAUUGCAACUGUGCUUUUUCUCUUCUCUUCUUCUUUUGAGAUCACCAAUAAAAUCAUCUUCUGAUAUUAAAAAACAAAA
Solea senegalensis (Senegalese sole) is the source of this 2596-nucleotide messenger RNA. It is a transcript of the gene shmt1, whose product is annotated as serine hydroxymethyltransferase 1 (soluble). Gene Ontology annotation, biological process: folic acid metabolic process; tetrahydrofolate interconversion; purine nucleobase biosynthetic process. The coding region runs from base 162 to 1610 and encodes 482 amino acids. The transcript is spliced from 12 exons. The record is from RefSeq and is a predicted model, not a curated record. NCBI's taxonomy places the organism in Eukaryota, Metazoa, Chordata, Actinopteri, Pleuronectiformes, Soleidae. Gene Ontology annotation, cellular component: cytosol; nucleus; cytoplasm. Gene Ontology annotation, molecular function: zinc ion binding; mRNA regulatory element binding translation repressor activity; cobalt ion binding.